Cryptococcus wingfieldii CBS 7118 is the source of this 1287-nucleotide messenger RNA. RefSeq lists its product as hypothetical. The record is from RefSeq and is a predicted model, not a curated record. NCBI's taxonomy places the organism in Eukaryota, Fungi, Basidiomycota, Tremellomycetes, Tremellales, Cryptococcaceae. The transcript has 7 exons. Bases 1 to 1287 code for a protein of 428 amino acids.
AUGCUCUUCUCCCACCUCAUCUCAGCCGCCUUGCUUGGCGCUUCCUGCUAUUUCGCCUCGGCCCGCCCAGGGACGGAAGGUGAAUACUUCGACGGCCUUGAGUCAGCCCUCAACGAAGCUGGAUUGAGCCUUUUCUGGAAUGCCUUGACCGUUGCCAAUCAAACGGACAGUGGACGCGACUUCAUUGAGGCCUUGUACUCUGACGAUGCUUAUACAUUCUACCCGCCUGUCAACUCUGCGUGGGAGAGCAGUGGGCUCUCAAACCCAGAGGCGAGCGAAGAUCUUGUGUCUCUUCUCUCUUACCACUUGGUCGGGGCCCACCUCAACUCAUCAACAGAUAUUGCUCCCCCGAGAAAACAUACCGUGGCGUUCACUCGCCUCCAUUCCUCAACGAUCCUUCUCCCCGGUGAACAAGCCCAAGUCAUCGUACUGGAGACUGCCGCCAAUCGCUCGGUCCCACAGCCUUGGGACAACACUUCAAUCCUGAUUAGGGGGGACACAUGGAAUGCUACGAGCCAGGGAAACCAGUUCAGUUACGAAAAUCUUUACGUGCAGCCUAUUGACAGGCCAUCACCUCUGGUAAAGACUCUCAACACCCCCAAUCUCGCCCUCGCCGCCCCAGACGGGGCUCUUGAAUUCGCUUCUCUUAUAUCAUCUCUGGGCUGGAACCAGACCGUCGAGGAAUGCCAUGGCUGCACCUUUUUUGUCCCCGUUGAUGAUGCCUUCCGUUCUGCUAGGGCCAACUUCAAUUACAGCAAUUGGUCGGAUGUCGAAAAGCAAGGCAUUCUGAGAAAUCACAUCUUGAACGGUACCGUGGCAUACUCGCCACUAUUGAAUUCCGGCAACGUUUACGUCACUGCAGCUGGUCUUCCUCUCACAUACCUCACCGCCAAAGACGACGCUUCAUUCGUCUCUGUUGGUAACUAUCGAGCCCAAUUUAUCAGAAGUGAUAUGGCUUUGCCUAACGGCGUCAUGCAUUUCAUCAAUAUUGUCAUGCAAGAGCCUAACACGGACCAAGGCAAAGCUGAUAGCGCUGUUUCCUCCGCGUCCUCGAAUGCUGAACACGCCACUUCGACUGGCGCCAUGGGAAUCAGCGGCGCCACUUCAACCUCCACAGCAUCAUCCACCGCCACCUCUCCUGCGUCUACCCAAUCUGGCGGCUCCGGUUCAGACUCUCAGGACUCUGCUGCUUUCAGGAGUGUGAGCUUACCAGGCAAAUGGGAUGGGGUAGAAGGAAUGAUGAAGAUGGGCGUGUUGGUGGCGUUUUUGGGAGGAUUAUGGCUUUGA